UGGCAAUAUAUAUACCUGUUAGUGAUGGUUAAUGUAAUGCUUCCAUUUCUACUCCACUAUAUUGUAUUAGUGAAUUGUGAAAUGACUUCUAUAAUGAUCUCAUCCCAUACCCUGUCUUACUCCGAAUACUCGGUGAUCUAUCCAGUUCGGCCGAAAAGCUACAGGAUCAAGCUCCUAAUAUAUCAGAUUCCUUGUGAACAGGGAUACCACCGUAUCGAUAAAAUAUCACCUCUCUAGCCCUCUUGGUCGGAACCUUUGUCAUACACUAGAAUUUCUAUAUCCUCGCUUCUAUUCGGCUAUACAUACGAUAUUAAAUCAAGCACGUCAACACCGUUUACGUGAUAAAUACGUAGGUAGCUCGCUCUUUACCGCGGAAUUGUUUCCGGUCGAUACUCCAUUAGAGCAGGCUACGUAGCGGUUAGAGUAGUGCUCAAUUUAUAAGCGCGGAGAUAGGAC
This is a messenger RNA of Daldinia loculata, 456 nucleotides long. RefSeq lists its product as uncharacterized. The record is from RefSeq and is a predicted model, not a curated record. Bases 25 to 237 code for a protein of 70 amino acids. The transcript has a single exon. Lineage: Eukaryota; Fungi; Ascomycota; Sordariomycetes; Xylariales; Hypoxylaceae.